ACAAGCUCUUCACGAGAAGAAAGUCUGCUUUUACUUUUUUGUCAAAUCGCCGGAAGUCUUACUCCCCAUUAGCGCUAGCUUACCACAGGUCCAGCGAAAACAAUGCAGCUGCGGUCCUGUUGCGUUUAAACAUCCCUAUAAAAACAAGCGGCAACUUCAUAACAAAGUCAACCCCCCGUACGGGGGUUUCCGUCGUCAUCGCGUCGUCCUAACGGCCUGCUUUCCUUCCGGGGCCGGUGAGGCUAUCUCCCCCCGUGUGUGUGUCUGUUGUUGUGUUCUCGGUGACGGUAGAUAAUGGAGACGGCUAACGGGCGUCCGAAGCUAACGUUGGGUAGCCCGAGAGCGGCGGUGGGAAGCGGCUAAACCCGCUGGAGACAGGUGAUACGAUAGAAAGCGGUGGGCGGUUAAAGUUAGAGGCAGGCUGGUUUAAAUCAACCCCCCCCCACCCGGCCGUUAUACGGGCGGCAUGGCGGAGUAGGCGUCCGCGGCUGGUUGGGAUUCGCUCCCCGUCGCCAUGGCACCGGGCUCGCUGGUGGCGGCCUGCCGCAGCCUGGCCCUCUCUACGUGGCUGCUCUCCUUCUGCUUCGUGCACCUGCUGUGCCUGGACUUCACCGUGGCCGAGCGGGAGGAGUGGUACACCGCCUUCGUCAACAUCACCUACGUGGACCCCGCCACGUCGGAGCUGCGCACCGAGAAGACGGAGUGCGGCCGCUACGGGGAGCACUCGCCGAAGCGCGACGCCAAGGGGAUGGCGGCGCUGCCGGUGGCCCCGCUCGACCGGCAGGCCUGCGACCCCAACGCCCGGUUCGCGGUGCCCGCGCAGGCCGGGGCCUGGGUGGCGCUGGUCGCCGACGGCAACUGCACCCACGGGGACAAGAUCCGCCACGCCGCGGCCCAGAACGCCUCGGCGGUGGUCGUCUUCAACGUGGGGUCCCCCAACGCCAACGAGACCACCACGAUGACUCAUCCGGGUACGGGCGAGGUGGUCGCCAUCAUGAUCCCGGAGCCCAAAGGCCGCGAGGUGGCCGCCCUGCUGGAGCGCAACGUGGCGGUUACCAUGACGAUCACCAUCGGGACCAGGAACCUGCAGAAGUACGUGAGCAGGACGUCGGUGGUGUUCGUGUCCAUCUCCUUCAUCGUGCUGAUGAUCAUCUCUCUGGCCUGGCUCGUCUUCUACUACAUCCAGAGGUUCAGAUACGCCAACGCCAGAGACCGCAACCAGCGUCGUCUCGGCGACGCAGCGAAGAAGGCCAUCAGCAAGCUGCAGGUGCGCACCAUCAGGAAGGGUGACCAGGAGACUGAGGCCGACUUCGACAACUGUGCCGUCUGCAUCGAGGGCUACAAGGUCAACGACGUGGUCCGCGUCCUGCCCUGCAGACACCUGUUUCAUAAGAGCUGCGUGGACCCGUGGCUGCUGGACCACAGAACAUGUCCAAUGUGCAAGAUGAACAUCCUCAAAGCCCUCGGCAUCGCUCUGAACGCGGACUGCCUAGACGACCUGCCGCUGGACUACGACCUGCCGCUGGGCGGCGUAGGGGGGGUGGGCGGAGUCGGGGCCGUGGCCCUGGAGGCCAGCGACGGCACGCUGAGCGAGGGCGGCUCCUCCGUGGUGCUGGAUCCCGGCGUGCGGCGGGUGGGGCUCCCUCAGGACUACCAGGACCCCGACACCCUGAGGGACAGCCCGCUGACGGCCACCACAGACACACACACAGGUGAACUACAGCCGAUGGCCAGCAGCACCUCGGUGGCGUCCUUGGUCAUCACUGUGGAAACGGGUCUCUCAGACGAGGAGGGGUCCAUAGAUCAGUGUCAGCUGGGGGACAAGUCCUGAAAGGAGACCAACUGUACCAACCCCUCCCUCCCCUUAACGGACAAAUCGGGUUCAGAUCUUUUACGUACUUGAGUGGACCUAAAGCCCUGGACGACCCAACUGAAACCAACCCCUGGACCUAGUUCUAGUGUUUAGUGCCUUUGGACCUGUGAGACACUAAGCUGAACUAAACCACCUUGUUUGGACCAGGGGAUGGGGCCGAAAACCAGAAUCUAGACUCUGGGGGGGGGGGGGGUGUGCACAAAGUGGAUUCAUUUGGGCUAAAGGUGUGUGUUGGUUUUAGUCUGCUGGACUCUCGGCGAGGACCUCACCCGGUCUCACAAGACUCUGGUCUUACUCUUGGUUCUACCGGGGUUCGCCCACCUUUCUGUUUCUAGAAGUAGACUCACUUCUCCGUUCUGAGUCCAACCCACAGCGACGGAAACGUCCACUCCUCAAGGUGUGGACUUUUGUCUCCUGAUUUUGACGGUCGAAUGGGGUUCAAACUGAGAAGCUACAUGUGACCCUUGAGAACAUGAUCCCGUGUCUCCUGGUUCUCACUUCCGGUCCAGGUCUAGUCAGGAGGCAAAAACCAAGUUCUCAUUUCUGGACGGGUACACUUGUUUUUCUGCCUGGGUUUGUGUGUUUGUGUUAAAUCGGUGGACUCGGUACUACAGACAGUGUUUCUGGCAUCUUUAAAGGCUCCUUGAUCUCCACAGUACACUGGUACUGACCGUAUUCAGUUUGGGUUUCCUCUGUGGAGAACAGGAUGUAUGUGAAGCACAUAGUUCCUGUCUUUACACCUUUUAGAAUUGUAGUGUCGCGCCAAUAUUAAAUGCUACAAUUAAUGUACGUUUUUGUUCAGCUUUACUUCUUAAACCGCCUCUCUGCAGUGCUAGUGAUGUACAUACCGAUCGCUUCUACCCCUGAGCUCAGUGACGCCACAGGUAGACGUCCAAUCAAGUCAACUCAAUCCGAGUGUCAAGACUUCAGUUUGAGCCUCUACGUGUAAAAUAAUGCUUCAUUCACGCGGUACAAGGUCGUUUGGCCAAGGCCAGAUUGGCGGAUCGGACGAUAAAGUUGUGUCGUUGUAAUUGGCCGUUCUCAUUCAUCCUAAGGGCCAAUCAGAAGCUGUAAUUGGGCAAGGUCGGGCUUCAUGGUCUUUUUAUAAUGCACUGUAUCUGGGCAAUAUAGUUGGGUCAUAAUCCAGCAUCGUAUUCUGCUGUUUUCAGGCGAUCAUUUGGCGAGCCGUUUGGGGUAAAGCGCUGACGUUCGGUAGUCAUUAAAACCGCGAGGUAGGAACCCUGUUGUUAGCGUGGCCUUGUUUCUUUUAUCGUCCCCCCCGGCCUCAUGCUGCCUUUUAAUCAAAAAAUACCUUUAACCUUUGAACCCUGACAAUCAAGAACUGACCCAUUUACUGGUGGCAUUUCUGCGCCGAUCUUUAGCAAAACCUAAUAUGUGUUUUCUAAACGUUACUAUUUCCAGACUUUGAAUCUUGGGGUAGGGGAUGUGUCCUUUCCUCUGAAGAAGAAGUUCAAGUUCCUUGGGGUCUUGUGUGAGUGAGGGGAGGGGGAGUGUGAGUUGGGCACAGCGGGGGCUCUAUUGAACUCACUUAACCACAUCGCUGUGACGAAAUGUGAGCUGAGCCGGAAGGACUCUUUGAGGGUUCACCUGUGGUCAUGAAGCUUGGGUCAAGAACUAGGUCAUGGGUAUAAGCGGCCUAAAUAGGUUUCCUUUGGAGGGGGGCUCCGAGUGCAGCCGCUUCUCCUUUUAGCACAAAGGGGCCAGUUGAGCGGGUUGGGGCACCUGGUAAGGAUGCACCUCCCCAGGGAGGUUUUCCAGGCACGGCCCGGCUGGGAAGAGGCCCCCAGGGAAAGGAACCCCCAGUCAGAGGUGGUAGAUGUGUUUGGGUGCCCUGCUGAGACGUGCCUGUCCUCUCUGAGACGUAGACUUGCGUUGCAUCCUCCCUGUUUCACUGAGCAUGUAAAUAUAUUAACUAACACGUAUGUUCCACAUUGCGCCAUGCAAGAUACAGAUUGUUGUCUAUUUUGAUAACAGAGGAAAGUUUUUAUUUUUGUAACAAGGACGCCGAGCAGCAACGACUGAAUUCCCCCCCCCCUCCCCCCCCAACACUCCCCACCGGUGAUGGUAGUCCGGUAUGUAGGUUUGGAGGAUGCAAUCAAACGUAGCUCAUGCAACUAGCUUAAAGAUUUUUAUUUUGGUCUUUCCAGUGAAAACUAUGACCUAAUUUCUCCCCCCCCCCCCCCCCUCCCGUAAUGACGUCUGGUUUGUUUCUCCCAGUCCGGUCUCUCCUUGCCCGUUGGCGGUUUCCUCGUGGUUCGAGGCUGUGUUUCAUUGGUUGCUCUGCCUCUUUUGUCAAGGCACUUUAACUGUGUUCCUCUGGAAGAUUCUGGAAAACGAUAACUUUCCGCCUUGCUUCUAUUGGUUUGUUCUCAUAGUUGUUCCCUACUUUAAAACUGCCAUUUUAAGAUAUCUACUUUUCUAAAAAGUUUGAGAUGGAUUUUGCUGGGCUUUUGAAGACAAUUUUCAAUAAAAUCGAGAGAAGAUGUUUCCCUGUCCAGAUUCAACUUGUUCAACUGCCAAAUUUUGUGCCACGAUUUGUAGUUUGUGUGAAUGGCAAGUUGUGUAAUCCCACACAUUUUUUUUACAUUUUUUUUUUUACUUGACACAAAGCUCCAAAAGUAAAGGGAAGUUUGCCAGAUCCCUCCGGAGAGAGAGUGGAAGUUGAGACCAUCCCAUGCAUCUGUAGCCAUAGCGUUGCCUCUGCUACCAUGACAACCGGGUGUGAAGAAGACGAGGUGGCGUGUGUGUGUGUGUGUCUAGAAUAUCUUUUAGAGCGUCUGUUUGUGUGGUAGUCCUGUGCACGCAAACAAAGUUUACACACACACACGCGCAGUGUAAAUACAAGGCGGAGACGUGACGCCAUGUUGUUUCUGUGUUUAAAUUGUUGCACGUGUUCUCAUUCAGAACGGAAUUUAAAUAAAAUAUGGAUUCAAGUUUC
Messenger RNA from Pungitius pungitius (ninespine stickleback), 4832 nucleotides. It is a transcript of the gene rnf150b, whose product is annotated as ring finger protein 150b. Lineage: Eukaryota; Metazoa; Chordata; Actinopteri; Perciformes; Gasterosteidae. The coding region runs from base 515 to 1831 and encodes 438 amino acids. The record is from RefSeq and is a predicted model, not a curated record. The transcript is spliced from 6 exons.